Molecule: messenger RNA, 2370 nt
Organism: Aedes albopictus (Asian tiger mosquito)
Lineage: Eukaryota; Metazoa; Arthropoda; Insecta; Diptera; Culicidae
Product: glucose dehydrogenase [FAD, quinone]-like
Exons: 3
Coding region: 438-2309 (623 amino acids)
Molecular function (GO): oxidoreductase activity, acting on CH-OH group of donors; flavin adenine dinucleotide binding
Source: RefSeq, a predicted model, not a curated record
CUAUGUCACCCUAUAUGAUUUAAUUUUGAUAAAAUCAAGGUCAAAUAUGAAUGGGGGUUAUCGAAUUCCAUGUGUAACUUUUUAAAGCAUCCAAGAGAAGUACCAGAGCAAUUUAGGUUUAAAACCAGAUAUGAAGCGCUCAAGAUUUAUGACUUCUAACGGAGAAGUCGGACUCGUCCGUCAAGUUUCAAAGAAGACUCUCACCCAUUUCCCUUUAUCCCACCUCAUGCAAGAUAAAUAAACACUGACCAUUCUCAAUUUCUUCUGCCUUCAUGGGAAGGCAUAUGAACAAAAACAAAAAGAAAGAAGAAGAACUCAUUUUAAUUACGGUGGCCAUUCACCUGUGCUGAAGAACUUGCGAAAAAGGCGGAAAAGUGGAUUUCAAGAUAUAAAGUAAGGAACCACGCGAGAAUGGUCGCCAGUCGCGGUUAGGAACGAUGCAGAACGCACCGGCAAGUAGAAAAUUUGUUGGAUUUGCUGCCUUGUUAGUGGUGCUUGCUAUAUUUGGUGUUCGAGACGGAUACGGUUGGAAUUUUCAUAAAUAUGGCUACGGUGGAUAUCAGACAAGCGGAAGAGAGGACAAAAUCAAAAAUGUUCAGAAGGAGUAUGACUUCAUCAUCGUGGGCGGUGGCAAUGCAGGGGCUGUUUUGGCCAAUCGCUUAUCGGAAAUAUCACAAUGGAAGAUUUUGUUGAUAGAGGCUGGAGGAGAGGAUAAUAUUCUAUCGGAUAUACCUUUAUUCGCAGCUUAUCUUCAAUCCACAGCUCUUAAUUGGAAUUUUGUUUCAGAAAGGCAAGAGGGUACUUGCCUAGGGAUUAAGGAUGAGCGAUGUCCUGCGCCCAAAGGAAAAGGAUUGGGAGGAAGCACAAUCAUAAACUAUAUGAUUUAUAACAGAGGAAAUCCAGCAGAUUUCGAUAACUGGGCUGCGGCUGGAAAUGAAGGUUGGUCCUAUAAGGACGUGUUACCAUACUUUAUGAAAUCUGAGAAGGUGACAUUCAAAGACACUAACAAACAACCAAAACAUGGAAAAGGUGGACCAGUGAAUGUUGAGUAUGUGCCAUAUAGAUCUCCACUUGUGCACGCGUUUGUCAAAGCUAACGAACAACUUGGCCGGAAAAUAGUGGAUUAUAAUGGUGACUCCCAACUCGGCGUCGAUUAUCUUCAAGCCACAACUAAACGUGGGAAAAGAGUAACUUCUGCCUCAGCAUAUCUUGACACAAUUCGAGUAAGAAAGAAUCUACAAAUUUUAACGAAUGCGCGAGUAACAAAAAUGUUGAUCAAUUCAAAAACAAAAACUGCAAAUGGUGUGGAAUAUCUGUGGCAGAAGCAAAAGUAUAAAGUGCACGCGAGAAAAGAAGUCAUACUUUCAGCGGGUUCAUUUCAAUCCCCUCAACUUUUGAUGUUAUCCGGUAUUGGACCACGAAAACAUUUGGAAGAUCUGAAUAUUCCGGUGUUGAUCGACUUGCCGGUUGGUGAAACUAUGUAUGAUCACUUGUGUCUUAUUGCGUUGUCAUUUUUCACCAAUACUACCAGGGCCGCUUUCAGUACUGACCGAUUGGGAGUUCCAGAAGUGUUCGAUUACAAACUUGGAAACGGAGCUCUUACUGUCCCAGGAGCAUUGGAAGCAUUGGCAUUCGUUAAAACUGAAAGUUCCAGUGAACCCCGAGACGUUCCCAAUAUAGAAUUACUGUUUCUUGGUGGAACCCCAGCAUCUGACUUCGGAACGGGCACAGUUCGAGGAUUUUCAUGGAAACAAGAUGUCUACGACACAUUAUAUAAAACAACCGAAGGACAGGAUCAGUUUACGAUUGCUGUCAUGUUAUUUCAUCCAAAGUCAAGUGGCUACAUCCGACUCAAAGACAGUAACCCGCUUCAUUGGCCUUUGAUAUAUCAUAAUUUUCUAACUGAACCGGAAGAUUUGGAUACUAUGGUGGAAGGAAUAAAGGAAGUGUUACGUCUAAUAGAAACAUCAGCCAUGAAAGCGAUAGGAGCUCGUAUCAACGAUACUCCAAUACCCACAUGUGCUAGAUAUACCUUCGCGACCGAUACCUACUGGAAGUGCUUGGUACGGUCUCUCGCCAGUACGUUGCAUCAUCAAGUGAGUACAUGCCGUAUGGGUCCGGCAGAAGAUCCAAAGGCUGUAGUGUCACCACAGCUUUUAGUACAUGGAACCAAAAAUAUAAGAGUGGUAGAUGCUAGUGUUAUGCCUUAUGUUCCAACUGGUCACACACAAGCUGCUGUUUAUAUGAUAGCCGAAAAAGCAGCCGAUAUGAUAAAGGAUCAUUGGAACUGGGGCAUUGAUUACGAUUAGGAUCUCCUCAACGAUCUUGUUAGAAAAAAAAAAUACAUCGAAUACUUAUUUUUGUCUUUGA